This is a messenger RNA of Lycium barbarum (goji berry), 507 nucleotides long. RefSeq names its product zinc finger protein ZAT11-like. Bases 1 to 507 code for a protein of 168 amino acids. Gene Ontology annotation, biological process: response to chitin. Lineage: Eukaryota; Viridiplantae; Streptophyta; Magnoliopsida; Solanales; Solanaceae. The transcript has a single exon. The record is from RefSeq and is a predicted model, not a curated record.
AUGGCCAUGCCGAUGUUGAAGAGAAGAAAAGUAGAAGAAGAAUCAGUAGAGAAAUUCGCAAUGGCAAAUUGUGUGGAUAUCUUGAAGAGGAAUGAGUCAUUAGGAAGAAGUAAGCACUUUGAGUGCAAGACAUGCAAGAAGCAAUUUGAUUCAUUUCAAGCACUUGGCGGACAUAGAACAAGUCACAAGAACACGACGAAUAAGCUCAUCACGACGAUUACUACUGUCGAAUUAUUACCCGUUAAGCCCAAAAAACACGAAUGCACCCUUUGUGGCGAAGAGUUCACUCUGGGCCAAGCUUUGGGAGGACAUAUGAGGAAACAUCGCGAUGAAUUGAAUCAACUCGAGCAAAAGAAGAAGAAAUUGAAGAAGAAUUCGAAGAGUGGUGAAUUUGCAGAAGCUCUUCACGAGAAGAAAGAUAAGGGUAGUACUGGAAGAAAUUUGUUCUUGGAUUUGAAUUUGACGCCGUAUGAGAAUGAGGUGAUGAUAGGGAUAAUUCCUAGUUAG